This is a messenger RNA of Colletotrichum acutatum, 948 nucleotides long. RefSeq names its product AhpC/TSA antioxidant enzyme-domain-containing protein. The transcript is spliced from 2 exons. Lineage: Eukaryota; Fungi; Ascomycota; Sordariomycetes; Glomerellales; Glomerellaceae. The annotation marks the transcript as partial. The record is from RefSeq and is a predicted model, not a curated record.
ACAAGGUCGCCAAGGACGUCUACAACCCAAGGCGCCGAUACGGCAGCGACCUCGAUAGAAAUCGACAACACCAAGCCCGCCGACUUUGAGGGCGAAAUCUCCACCAACAACGACCUGCCAACGCCCCAGAUUCUGAAGAAGAUCGAGAACUACGUAGUGCUAGACCGUCAUGGAAAGAGCCAUACAUUCAAGAGCUUAUAUACUGGUCGCAAUGUCGCGAGACGAGUCCUCGUCAUUUUCAUCCGCCACUUCUUCUGCGGCAACUGUCAGGAAUUUCUGCGAUCUCUGUCCGAAUCGAUAACCCCAGACGCCCUGCUGGGUCUUCCCAUGAGCACAUUCAUCACCGUCGUCGGCUGCGGCAACCCUGGCCUGAUUGAAAUGUACCUCCAGGAGACGGGCUGCCCCUUCCCCGUCUAUACCGAUCCCACGCGACGUCUCUUCGACACCUUGGGCAUGACGCGCACCCUUGCGCUAGGAGCUCGACCGGCCUACAUGCGCAAAUCCAUGCUCAAAUCAGCCGCCGAGAGCGUGUUCCAGGGGUUGAAGCAGGUCAAGAGUGGUCUGGCCACAAAAUCAGGCGACCACAGACAAGUUGGCGGCGAGUUCCUCUUCGAACCACUCGAGCUCGUCACGCCCGUCUCAACACCGUACGCCGAGCGGCAGAUCGAGGAAGCCAUGACGUCGAAGAAGAAUAGCAUCGACAACAAGGAGGGCAUCGACGGAGAGGGCAGCGAUGAUUUUGAGCCGGAGGAGAAGAGAGUGACGUGGUGCCACCGCAUGCGCUCCACACGGGACCACGCCGAAAUACCCGAGUUGAUGGAGAUUCUCGGACUCAACGGGUCCGGAAAGCCUCCCGCUCACGAGAAUAAAAGGUGGUCCAGAGCGCUGGAGACGAGGAAGGGGACUGGACUGAGCAUGGCUAGCCAGAUGAGCAAGCUGAGUGAACAG